Coregonus sp. 'balchen' is the source of this 2237-nucleotide messenger RNA. The record is from the annotation of a GenBank genome assembly. NCBI's taxonomy places the organism in Eukaryota, Metazoa, Chordata, Actinopteri, Salmoniformes, Salmonidae.
GAAACGGUUCUGCAGGGACCGGCAGGAACUCGCUGGAGCGUUGAAAGUCCUCGGUCAACGCAGAGUAGGUCAGAGCAGCGAAAACGCAAACAGGCUGCACUUGACUUCGAUACAGACACUUGCUGCACGGAGGACUGUAGCGCACAGCCAAACACUGCAGGAGAAAACAUGUCUCGUUUUAUCGUCCGACUUUCGCUCGUCAUCUCUCAGAGAGUGGCUGCCAAGUCCGUCUUAUUGCCCAAGACCAGGGUUCCUGUUUUCAUCCGUCCCGUCUCCGCUAGUUCAGGUAUGAGCUAUUCUGUUAGAAUCGAAUUAGGCUUCAUAGAAUAAUUACAUAGCUUGCAUCUGGAUAGGAUACUUUAUUGUCUAUCAGUUUAAUAUAUACUAUUUUAAUAACGCCUAUUCAUAGACUAUCUAUAAUUCUAGGUCAUAGUCUAUAAUUUUAAAGAAAUAAACAAGUAUUUUUGUCCUAUUAUGUAAUAGGUUGAUGCAGAAUAGACCAGUGGAAGUUGCCAGACAGCCAUCUGUCACAUGCUUACUGUCACAUCUUUCCUGGGGGUCACAUUUGUUCCAAAGAGCAGAAACUCAUUGUGCUCAAAACUAAGUAGGCUAUAGUGGGGAAAUGAAAAGCACAAUGCAAUGGACAUUUUUUUUCAAUGACAAAUAAAUAAAAUGCAACAAAAAGCUCAACACAUUUUGCUUAUGUGUGCGUUACAGGCUCGGGAUCUCUGACUCGUUAUGAUGAGACGACAGACUGGCAGAAGAAACUUACCCCUGAACAGUACGUGGUCACGAGGGAGAAGGGGACAGAGAUGGUGAGUCACACACAGCACACAUGCACACACACUUCGCCUGUCCUCAGCAUCAAUGACCAUAGACUGACAUUCAUUGAUAAACAUCAGUGGGUUCAGUGUGUAGGUUUGUAUGGACUUUAUUCUUUGUUUAUAAUCUUCCUCAGAGUGGAAGAUAGGAGCAGUUGGUUAAAGAAUGAGAUAUGGGCUGCAUUUCGUCACCUUCAUUUGCACUGACCUGGAAGCUUCAAGAAAGACAACAUAUAGUGUGUUUACUGUGUGUUAACCAGGUGUGUGUAUUUGUGUCCUCAGCCCUUCAGCGGUCUCUAUCUGAACCAUAGUGAGGUGGGGAUGUACCACUGUGUGUGCUGCGACACUCCCCUCUUCAGGUAACCAUCUAACCCCCCUAUACCUCCCUAACACCUCGCCAGACUUCACUAUAACCCCUAAAAUCUUCAUUUUAACCAGAAUAUGAGCGUUUAGACUAGACCUCUUACUAGACCUCUCUCUCUGUCUGUCUCUGUCUCUGUCUCUGUCUCUCUUUCUCUCUGUAGUUCAGAGGCAAAGUAUGACUCUGGGACAGGCUGGCCAGCGUUCAAAGAGGCUCAUGGGACGUGGGAGCGCGAUGAGAGCCACGCAUCCAUCAUCCGUCGCCCUGACAACACCAUGGGAAGUGCCGAGACAGAGGUCCUCUGUAAACAUGUGAGUUGCAUUCUGGGUAAUAAUGCAGAGAAAUGUGUUGGUGUGUGUUCUGUCUCCUCUACUGUAUUAUUUUUACCCUGCAGUGUGUGUGUGUGUGUGUGUGUGUGUGUGUGUGUGUGUGUGUGUGUGUGGCUACAGUGUGACGCCCAUCUGGGUCAUGUGUUUGAGGAUGGACCAGACCCCACAGGACAGAGGUUCUGCAUCAACAGCCAGUCUCUUAACUUCAGACCGAGAGAUCUCACACCCGACGACUAGUAGAGCCCCUAGAACCGCUUAGAACCAUCUCAAACCACCUAGGCCUGACCAGAACCAACCUUCAAACCCAGAGAACACAAACCGAAGGACCAGUAAAACCCAACAGAACUGACACCUGGAUCCCUAACACUGACCUGAGAUGGAAUUUUCCUGAUUUCCUGACCUCGGCAUCAGGGAUACUGUUUUCUAUGUCUGUAUCUUUCUGUAACUGAUCAUAGAUGAACAUGUAAUAUUUACCUGACUGUAUUUACCUGACUGUGUUCCCAGCCUCACCCUAGCCCCAACUACUGUACAGUGUGUUAUAGGGGGAAGGGGGUAAAGGGAGGUCAUAUGUUUCAUAUGGUCACAUUUUUAUGUCUGUCCAUUUAUAUUAAGGGGUCUUCAAUCAUAGUCACUUGGUUUCUCUGAGAGUUAAAGGCCUAAUGCAGUGUUUUUUAUCCUAAUAUCAAAUUAUUUCUGGGUAAAAAUUAAGUACCUUACUGUAAUAGU